AUGAGGUCCAUGGUGACAUAUCUCAUCAUACUCGGUGCAGCCCUGGUACAUGCGAGUCCCUUCACAGCCAUGUCACCCAGCCCGAGCAAAGAUACAUUGUCUCUUCAGGCCAUACCGACAUUCCGAGGAACUGGCCUCCACCACCCGACACCAGUGGCGUCACUCACAAGACCGACGGGAUCCGGCUGCCAGAGGAACACGACGACAAAAUACACGCUCCCCGUCCCAAAGGUGACGCCUCCCCCAGCAGCCGGCGGCGUCUUCUUCGAGCCUGAAAGCGAAACAGCGGUCGCAGAAGUGGGUGCAAAAUUCAGGCAGACGACUUAUUACACAUGCGUGACUUGGCCGUCUACAGUGCAUUGCGGCUGGCAUGAGCCCAUCUUGGAUGCCAGUAUGAACGCAGCGUGGAGUGGGUAUGGUAGCAGAAAAGCCGCCGCCUGGGGUACGAUGGCUGCCAUUGCGGCGUUAGCGGUCGUAAUGGGGACAUGA
Molecule: messenger RNA, 489 nt
Organism: Truncatella angustata
Lineage: Eukaryota; Fungi; Ascomycota; Sordariomycetes; Amphisphaeriales; Sporocadaceae
Exons: 1
Coding region: 1-489 (162 amino acids)
Source: RefSeq, a predicted model, not a curated record